AUGAAAGUAAAGACCAUAAACAGGUCUUCGGACACAUAUGUGCCUGUAAGAAACACACAAGAGUCUGCUCUCCCGCGGAACUUGAAUCCUGCUCUCCAUCCUUUUGAAAGAGCAAGAGAAUAUACAAAAGCACUCACCGCGACAAAAAUGGAGAGGAUGUUUGCUCAGCCUUUUGUGGGCCAAUUGGGAAAUGGACACCGGGAUGGAAUAUAUUGCAUUGCCAGAAACUUUGCUACCACCAACCAGGUCGCCACUGGAUCGGGAGAUGGUGUAAUAAAGUAUUGGGACAUGUCGCUGCGACAAGAAACUGCUAGUUUUAGGGCUCAUAGAGGCAUGGUUAGUGGACUAUGUGUAACUCCUGGGACUUCUACGAUGAUCUCGUGUGGAGACGACAAAACUAUCAAGAUGUGGAGUGUCAAGUCUACCGAUUUUGAGGGAAAUGAUGACAAUGAAGUUUACAAUCAGGGUCAAGGGCUCGUCAAGACAUACUUAGCUGAGCAUUCUCUCAAAGGUUUAGAUCACCAUCGAGAAGAUCCGGUGUUUGUUACCGGAGGAGCACUGAUUCAGCUUUGGGAUGUCAACAGAAACAACUAUAUUCUGAAUCUUAGUUGGGGUGCCGAUAACGUCAAUUCUGUCAAGUUCAACCGCACUCAAACCAACAUUAUAGCAUCGUGCGGGUCGGACAAUUCGAUUGUAUUAUAUGAUAUCAGAACCAAUACCGCCAUACAAAAGGUGGUCACUAGCAUGCGGACAAAUGCUCUUUCUUGGAAUCCAAUGGAGGCAUUCAAUUUUGCCAGUGCUAACGAAGACCAUAACGCCUACUUGUGGGACAUGAGAAAACUCGAUCGAUCCCUUAAUGUGUACAAGAAUCAUGUUUCUGCAGUGAUGGACGUUGACUUCUCUCCUACUGGUGAGGAGGUGGUUACCGGAUCCUACGACAAGACACUUCGUAUCUUCAGAACCAGAGAAGGACAUCUGAGAGAGAUCUACCACACCAAGAGAAUGCAGCAUAUUUUUUCAGUUAGCUACACCACUGAUGCUCGGUACAUAUUGUCAGGGUCUGACGAUACCAAUGUUAGAGUAUGGCGAACCAAUGCCUCAGAUAGACUGGCUAUCAAGUCGGCUAGACACCGGUCUAAGCUUGAAUACGAUGCAGCCUUAAAGGAAAGAUUCAAGCAUAUGCCUGAAAUCAAGCGUAUUGCGAGACACCGUCACUUGCCUACGGUGGUGAAGAAGGCAGGUGAGAUCAAGAGGGUGGAAUUAGAGGCUUUGAAGAGAAGAGAAGAUAACGAUAGAAGACACUCUCGGCCUGGAUCCAAGCCGUACAUUCCUGAAAGACGCAAGCAUGUAAGAGGCACGGCGAUCAAGGAUGAUGGAGAAAAGUAG
This is a messenger RNA of Meyerozyma guilliermondii ATCC 6260, 1386 nucleotides long. It is a transcript of the gene SOF1, whose product is annotated as rRNA-processing protein. The coding region runs from base 1 to 1386 and encodes 461 amino acids. The record is from RefSeq and is a predicted model, not a curated record. Gene Ontology annotation, biological process: maturation of SSU-rRNA from tricistronic rRNA transcript (SSU-rRNA, 5.8S rRNA, LSU-rRNA). The transcript has a single exon. Gene Ontology annotation, molecular function: protein binding. Gene Ontology annotation, cellular component: small-subunit processome; nucleolus. Lineage: Eukaryota; Fungi; Ascomycota; Pichiomycetes; Serinales; Debaryomycetaceae.